Messenger RNA from Schistosoma intercalatum, 1702 nucleotides. NCBI's taxonomy places the organism in Eukaryota, Metazoa, Platyhelminthes, Trematoda, Strigeidida, Schistosomatidae. The record is from the annotation of a GenBank genome assembly.
GAGUUGUCCUACACCCAAUGCGGACUAGGUAUUAGCUGUGAGGUAUUUUGAAAUGAAGGUCGUUGGUGUCUGGAUGAGUGAUUCUAAAGUAGACAGCAUCGGGCUUAAUACUCUUUUACGCGAGAAGAGAAGUGAUCUUCUAUUUAGAAAGAUCAAUCCGUGUAUCAGUGUAUCGGAACAAGGACCGUUUGACGUAAUCCUUCACAAAAUACCGGAAUUUUUGAGCGGGGAUUCGAGUAAACAGAGUCGAAAAAUUAUAGAAAAUUUUGUCAACUAUGCAAAAAGUAAUCCUCAUGUUCUAUUCAUAGACUCACCAAUGUCACUCAAGUGUUUGUUAACACGUCUUAAUCAGUUUUCUUUGCUCCGAGACAUUGUAGCGAUGUCGGAUAUAAGAAAUGAAAUAUUUGUGCCCAAAUUUUGCCUCUUACCACAAAAAGACCCUACAAAAUUAUGUGACGCUGGUAUUUCUUACCCUAUAGUUUGCAAGUCACUAAUGGCCCAUGGAAAUGACAAUGUACAUAAGAUAGCUAUUGUUUUCAAUGACUCAGGUCUAGAUCAUUUAACAUAUCCCAUAUUUGUUCAGCAAUUUAUUAAACAUAAUGGAAAAGUUCUUAAAUUAUUUGUAGUCGGUGAUCAUAGUUGUGUUACUGAAGUUCCUUCCAUCAAAAAUCACGACAAAUCUGCAGAUAGAACUCCAAUAUUUUUUCAUUCACAUAGUGUAUCGAAGGAUGGUUGUCAAUCACCUUUAUCUGAAUUGAGUUCAUUUUCCGAUAAACAAACGACAACCCCAUAUGAUGAGUCCCUAUUCGAUAUGUUGGCACAUGAAGUUCGAAAAACGCUCAAAAUUGAUUUGUUUGGGAUAGAUCUCAUUUGUGCAACCGAAAAUUCCAUAUCUGAUGCUCUCUCGAAAUCAAACAAAUACGCUAUUAUCGAUUUAAAUAUUUUUCCAAGUUAGUGAAAUGUUUUUAUAUUAACUAUAGUGAGUCUAUCUGGGUUAAGUAUUAGAAUAUUUUGAUGUAUGUUUGAUAUUUUUAUUUUAGUAGAGAUCUGACUGGUGUGGAUCAGAAAUGGUACUUAUAGUUUGUUACCCAAUGGAAACAACGAACAAAAAACUUGUGUAGGUCUUUUAUCCGAUGUGUUUUGUGCACGUCUGUAGAAACGUCUCGGUCAUUAUAGUUAAAGUAAUCGGGUAAAUUAAACGUCACCCUUUUUAAAAAAAUAAUAAAUAUAAUCAAACAGAAACUAUCAUCCUAUUAACUCGCUUUUUGUUUAACUGAUAAUUAGCUUAUAUUUAACCCAUUUAUAUUUUAUACUAUGUUUUAGGCUACAAGAAUGUGCAUGGGUUCUUAUUUUAUUUAGAGAAUCUAAUCAGGGAAAAACUCUCCUUGCCUUUACUUUCGAAUGAUAGUACCGAUGUCCAGAAAUAACACAAAGUAGUGAUUUUUAUUAUUAUCUCGAAUACCUCGUAGCUGUUCGUAAAAACUGAAACUUACUUAUUUUUAUAAAACUUUUGUGAAACUAUUUUGAUUUCUUAAACAAUGGUUUAUAUUGUUUUUCCUUUAUUACUACGGUCAGGUUUUUCUAUUCUUUUGCAAUAUACUUACGCUUCCUUUAGCAUUGUUUGAUUGUACUACUGAUCAGCAGUACGCGUUAUAUUUAUGUUAAUCGCUACGAAUAAUAUAAAUUGGAACGAGUCCUCCAA